AUGGGAACGCGCCGCGGACGCGGGGGGCGGGUCUCGGGCGCGGGGAGGAGCCGGGGAGGCGCGCAGCCCAGCGGCCCCGCCCCCUCCGCGGGCGGACACAGCGCGCGGCCGAGUCCGCGGCGACCCCCGCGCUCCGCGCCCACGGCGGCCGCGCUCCUCCGGCGCGAGCCCCGGGACCCCGCGCAGACCCGCCCGGACCCCGACGCCGACUCCGGGGGCCUGUUCGACGAGCCGCCCCCGGAAGAGCCCCCCGCGGCCCGCGCGCCCCGGUCGGCGUCGGCCGCGGGCAGGAGGGCUGGUCGGCGCGCCGGGAGGGAAGGCGCGGGGGGCCCGCGCGGGGCAGCCCCCCAGGGCCGAGACGCGCGCCCCCCCCCCCCCCCCGCCCCGGACGAGGGCUGCUGCCUGGACCAUUGCCCGCACCUGUUCUACGCGGCCAUCGCCUUCUCCAUCACCUCCUGCUUCUUCAGCUAGGUGCACCUGCCGCGGUCCCGAGGGCCCGGGCGCGGGCGGGGAGACCACGGGCGCGGCCUUUCGUGUCCGGGACGCGCGCCGCACCCCCUCCUCUGGCUUCUCACGCUUAUUACUUUGUCCCCUGCUCGCCGCCGCCUCGGUGUGACCGCGCGUCCGCGGGCGCGUCCAGAGCCGCUGCCCUGAUGAAAGAAGGGUGUUUGCAGCUGAGAUGGGGGGGGAGGGGACAGUCACACACACCCCCCCCCGGCGUUUAGAGUGUCGGGGUGCGGCCCGGGACCCUACCCUUCAGCGGGUGGGAGCGCGCGUGGGGAGCCCAGCCCAACCUUCGGUUCCUUAAAGGACCAGCCGGGCCCCGCGGGGAGGGAGGGUGGGCGCCCUGACCCGGCCGGGCCGAGCCCUGUGGUGCUGCAUCGCCCGCCCCCCAGGAGCGCCAGCCGGGCCCCGGAGCUGGGGCUGGACCGGAGCGCAGGACACGCCCCCCCUCCAGCCCUAGGCAACCACGAAUGGACUUCCUGUCUCUGGGGAUUCGACUGUCCUGCACAUUUCGUACAAACGGAAUCGGACAGCGCGCGGCCCUCGGUGACCAGCGUCUGUCACUCGGCAUGUUUUCAAAGCCCACCCCUGAUGCAGCGGGAAUCCGCGCUUCCCUUCUAUCGCUGAGCAAGAGCCCAUUGUACGGACACCCCGCAUUUUGUUUGUCCAUUAGGUAGUGGCGCCACGUGAUCUGAUCAAAGGUUGGCUGUACAUCAGGUGCACGUGAACCCUGUGACCUCACCACAAGGCCCUACUGCUCGUCCCUUGCUCUGUAAAAGUCUGCGGACUGAGGGCCAGAUGUGGCCGAGAAGAGCCGGGCAGCUGGAUGGUUGGCCGCCCGAUCCCGCGUCAGUAAGUUACCCCGAAGGAAACUGUUACCUGUGUGGGGUCGCCUGCUGCUCUCUGGUCUCAGAGCCUUCUUGAUCCGGGGGACACUCUACCACCCUUUCCCCACCUUGUAACAGGACCCAUGUCUGCUCUUUACUUUCCAUUAACACCGCGCCCAACUGUCUACCUACCAGCUGCCUGGUGCCGCGGCAGCAGGACGGGGGUACCCAGUGGGCACGGGCCUGACGCCGAGGGGGAACACGUGCUAGGAAAGCAGGGGAGAAGGCGUCCGAGGAAACCGAAGGUUGGGAUUCGCGUAGAGGGGAGCAGGGAACGGGGGGAGACGGAGGCUGGCUGGGAGGGGCCGGGAAGCAGAGUGGGUAAGCGUGGGUUAUUAUCCUGAUUUACUUCUGACCCUUUGGGGGAGGAAUUGAAUUCUUAGAGGAUGAUGGGGCCAGGUGGGUGACUGCACCUGCUGAGACGCUACCGUGGCAAACGGUAUGAGUAGCGGCCAAUUGCGAAGCACUCACUCCACGUAACACGAACUACUGAGUUCUAAAUGCCGUGGACUCCGCCCUUCUGUCCAGGUCACGUCUAUAUUUUAACAGCAUUCAGACAAACCCUCUUACUGCACAUAUGGGACCACCAGCUUUCAGGCACUGUCUCCUCAAUAAACAGCCUCCCUCCUUCCAAGUAUGAAUAUGCUGGUUUAAUUAGGUGUGUUAGUUUCCCGUGGCUACCAUAACGUGUAACAGACCCAGUGGCUUGAAACGACAGGGACGCACUCCCUUCCGGUUCUGGAGGCCAGAAAUCCAAAACAAGGGGGUCACACUCCCUCUGGAGGCUCUAGCGGGGGGUCUGGUCCCUGCCUCUGCCAGCCGGCGGUGGCUGCCGGCAUCCCGGGCUUGUGGUCACAUCACUCCCACCUGCCUCUGCGGUCACACUGCCUCCUCGUCUCGUCUCAAAUCUCCCCGGGCCAUUCUCUAAUAAACACACUGGUCGUUGGAUUUGGGGCCCCGUGCAGAUAUUUCAGGACACUCCCUUCAUCUCCAGAUCCUUGAUUAUUCCUGCUAAAGACCCUUUUUCCGAAUAAGGCACGGUCACAGGUCCCAGGAAUCAGGACACGGACAUGCCUCUGGGGGGAAUCACCAUCUAACCCUCUGUACUAGGAGAUUUUAAAUAAACUACAAGCAUGAAGCACCGGGCUGGCUCAGUCAGUGGAGCACACGACUCUUGACCUUGGGGUCAGGAGUUCAAGCCCCACGCUGGACACAGAGGUUACUUAGAAAAGAAUAGUAAUAAUAAGCUACAAAUGCAAAAAUAGAAAAUUUUCAUUUGGGUAGAAGGUCAUACUGAAAAAGGAAAUAUAUCAUGAUAUUCUAGACAGCAAAAAAUCAAAAACCAAAGCCUUUAAAAUAUAUGCAUUUAAUGUACAGGACUAGAAAAGACUCUUUGAUAAUACACAUAUUCCAGGUAAACACAGGCAUCUUUAAUCUAUGAAUAUUUAAUCGCAAAUAUUAAUGCCCUGAGUUCCUCUUCCAUAUAAAGGAGAAACUCCAAACCCUGUUCUUUAGGAAGACGUGGCAGGCAAGCAGCACUAUUUAUCCUCUUUCUCUGGGGACAGGACGUUGUACAUGGGUUACAGAAGAAAAGUAUUAGACUCCACUAAAUUUAAGCACAAGACACAGCUAAAAUUUCCCACUGUGGGAACUAAAUAUUUGAUGCUUAGGAGUGUGAAUAAAUAAGAUAAUUAAAUAUUAGGCACAGCGCGGAUUCCAAAACUAACUGAAGUAUGAGAAAAAAUUAUACAAAUACCUAGGGGUCAUUUCAUAUAAACCUUGCUACUGGCUGCAUUCCAGGCUUCCCUUUCUAUUCCGGAGAGAUCGGCCAGUUCUUUGUCCACGCACGGUCUUCCACGGCUGGGCUCCCAGACAGCAAACUGUUUCCCGUCACUGAAAGCCUGAUCACGAAAGGAUUUAUUUUAGGAACGAAAACAACUUCUUUCCUCUUUACUAAAGAUCACGGGUGUGUUUUCUGCUUGCUUCUGUCCCUUGGCUAACUUCCCCACGUAAGACACGGGGGUGGACACGGGCAGGCAGUCUGUGCUGGCUCUCUCCAGGGGCAGUGGCUGGGUAAUAAGGAAGCCACCCACUUAACCCUUUUCUCACUUGAUCGCAUCCAAAGAGUGAGUCAAAAGGAUCAAGGUUACACAGGACUCAUGACCAAGGCGGAACGUUUACAAACAUCCCUGACGGGCCAAGCCGGCUCUGCCUCCUCAGUCGUGCCCCUCGGUGAGUUGUUACUGAACCAGGGACCCUUCCCACCUACUAGAGUCUCUGAGGGACGGACAGAUGCUCCAGAGAUCAGCCCAGGCGGGUGUGGGGACACCUCAGGAGAGCAGGCCAAAAAAGAGGGGGCUGCGGAGUACAAGAGAGCGCGAACAAAGCGAAGCCGAGAAACGUACGGUUCACGAGAGUAAGACUCAUCCUUGACAUAAAUCCUCUGUGACUCUACUGACGGGUCCUGUUACUGCCUAGAAGUUAAGAUACUUUCAGUCUUUUGCCUUCCCUUUCCACACUGUCCCUAAUAUUCUGUAGCUUCCUGGAGUUCUGGACCAGGAACGCCAGGCUCUCCCUAAAAUCACUAGUCCCCUGAUCUCUGCCAGCAUUCUCGAGCUCGUCAAACAAAGCCAGUGUCCGUCUGAGUUUGGCCUGAACAAUUUUCUGUUCCUCCAGUUCUGCGAGCAGGGCCUGCUGGGCGCGUGCUUCAGUCUUGUAUCUCUCCUGCAACUCUUCAAUUUCUCUCUGGAGAAGCUGGAAUUCUUUCUCACCACAAGGAUGCGUCUCCUGGGCUUUAUCCUCCGGAAGCAAGACGUUUGGCGGGAUACGCAAAACCAACUGUAAAAACAGCUGCUCCAUUUUGCCAAAGAGGCUGUCAAAUCGUCCUUUCAUGAAGCCGAGAAACUUCUCCGUGCAUUUACGAAU
Molecule: messenger RNA, 4316 nt
Organism: Felis catus (domestic cat)
Lineage: Eukaryota; Metazoa; Chordata; Mammalia; Carnivora; Felidae
Gene: SMIM48
Product: atherin
Source: RefSeq, a predicted model, not a curated record